This is a messenger RNA of Nicotiana tabacum (common tobacco), 1542 nucleotides long. The record is from RefSeq and is a predicted model, not a curated record. Lineage: Eukaryota; Viridiplantae; Streptophyta; Magnoliopsida; Solanales; Solanaceae.
AUGGCCCUACAAAAAAAAGAUCAAGAUAUUGUUAGUGCAAUGAAACUUGUUGAUUUCACAAAGAGGCAAUUGCAAACAAUGAGAGAAUCUAAAUGGAAUUCUUUGAUAGAAGAUGUCUCUUCGUUUUGUGAUAAGAAUGGUAUUGUAAUCCCAAAAAUGGGUGAGAAAGGUUUUUGUGCUGCUAUUGAUUUGCAACUUUCGGAGCUUAACAGUCGUUUUAGUGAAGUGAAUACUUCUCCGCUUCUCGGUAUGGUUAGUUUGAGUCCCGAUGAUUCUUUUGCAAAUUAUGAUAAAAACAAGAUUAUGAAACUUGCUACAUAUUAUCCAAAUGAGUUCACUGCUUCUAAGCUUGAAGAUCUUAGUUAUGAGCUUGACAACUAUAUUGACUAUGUGCGAGAAAUGGACAAUGCAUUCUCUAACUUGAUAAGGCUUGGUGAUCUGUCGAAGACAUUGGCUAAUUAUCUCAUCUACGUGGUUCGCAUACAGAACACUCGGACAUCUCAGGUAUCCGGAACUGUUGGAAAAGAAUCAAAACCAAUAUCUACUGAGCUUGCUUCUGCAAUAAAUGAUGGCCUCUACUUCUAUGAGCAGGAGCUUAAAGCUACGCGAUCCAGUUGUAGAUCUAACAACUCCAUUUAUGGCUCUAGAGAUGAGAUUACGAGGUCUUCUGGUACAGCUGCUGCUUUAUCAAAAUCAAAGAAUGCUGAUCAUUCUUCUGGAGGAAAAAACAGUGAAGGCACUGGAAAUUCUAAUUCUCGAAGGAAGCAAAACAAAGGAUUUACUAAACCGCAUCCAAUACAUAAGCAGCGGCUGUUUUCAGGAAAUUACCGAAAUCAUGGGAUUUCUCGGAACAGUGUAGGAACAAUAUCUGAAAGUCCACCUAGCGAUUCAGUUGGGUUUUUCUUUGGUUCUACACCUCCUGACAGUCAUGUGUCAAGGCCUUCAAAGUUGAGUGCCUCCCCGCAUAGCAAUUUUGCUAGUAGUAGUCCGCCUGUGGGUUCCAUGCCGAAACCAUUUCCACCUUUCCAGCAUCCAAGUCAUAAGCUUCUACAAGAAAAUGGUUUUACACAACAACUGUACAAGAAGUAUCAUAAGCGCUGUCUGAGUAAUCGCAAGAAACUUGGAAUUGGUUGCAGUGAGGAAAUGAAUACACUGUACAGGUUUUGGUCGUAUUUUCUGCGAAACAUGUUUAUUCAUUCUAUGUACAAUGAGUUCCAAAAGUUGGCUCAAGAAGAUGCUGCUGCUAAUUACAACUAUGGGAUGGAGUGUCUGUUUAGAUUUUAUAGUUAUGGUUUGGAAAAGGAAUUUAGAGAGGAUCUUUAUGAGGAUUUCGAGAGAUUGACGCUUGACUUUUACAAUAAAGGAAAUCUUUAUGGCCUUGAAAAGUACUGGUAAUUACCUUCACCUUGUUUGAAAAUCCUCAUUUCAGUCCCCUUUUCUCCCGCAUGCUUUCUUAGUGACCCCCAUGAGACUGAAAAGAACUGGGAACCGAUAAUGAACUUGAAAUCAACGUCUGUACCAAUUGAGCCCUUGAACACUUUC